This is a messenger RNA of Daldinia caldariorum, 2199 nucleotides long. RefSeq lists its product as uncharacterized. The transcript is spliced from 3 exons. The record is from RefSeq and is a predicted model, not a curated record. NCBI's taxonomy places the organism in Eukaryota, Fungi, Ascomycota, Sordariomycetes, Xylariales, Hypoxylaceae. Gene Ontology annotation, molecular function: DNA-binding transcription factor activity, RNA polymerase II-specific; zinc ion binding. Gene Ontology annotation, biological process: regulation of DNA-templated transcription. Bases 1 to 2199 code for a protein of 732 amino acids.
AUGGCAUCGUACCCAGAACCCUCAGAAUCUACCGAACCAGUUCAGGUUCCUCAAUCACCCACCCCGCCGCAUCACCACCAACAACUUCAAGACUACGAUGGACUUCCCUCGCCUAUAGCCGCCUCAACCGUCGCCCAUCAUGGACUUCAAGUCUUACAAGCUGCAUCCGCAGCUUCUGCAGCUUCUGCAGCUCCCGAUCCCGCCGAGUUAGCCCAGCGGUAUGCGCAAUCCGCUACUUUACAGAUGGAUGGCGGAUCUUUCUCUCCCCCUCUUGUGCAACCGCAGCCUCAACCGCAGUCGCAGUUGCUGCCACCGCCGCCGCCAGCUGCGUCGCCUAUGCCUGUAACAGCAGCUACGCAAAAGGUUACUCGUCUUAGACGGGCCUGUGAUAUGUGCAGUCAGCGAAAGGUUAAGUGCGAUGAAAGUGGUCCGCCCUGCAAACCAUGCUCCGAUCUUCAGGUUGAAUGCACUUUCAAUAGAGAGAUGAAGCGACGUGGGCCACCCAAUAAGCAUGCCGAAGCGGCGAGGGCUGCGAAGCGAGCCCGUAGUAGCGAUAUCUCCCCAGCCCCUCAUCACGCCGCCGAAACCCUGGUUUCUAUCGCGACUCACAAUGUUCCAAUCGGCCUGGAUGCUGAGGCCAUUGCGCCGUGGCCUAUUCUAGAGCUUCUCGUCGACGACUUCUUUACCUACAUACAUCCUCUAAUACCUUUCCCGCAUCAACCCUCUUUUCGUGCCGCGUUUGCCAGUCGCAUGGACAGAACUAGUGGGGACUUCUUAGCAUUACUAGCUAGCAUGAUCGGUGUAUUAGUUGCAUCUUUCCCCAGAAGUGCAAGGUCGCAUCUCAAGUCCCAACACAGCACUAAUCUAUUCCCUUCGGCCAUUGCCAUGAUCGACCAUUGCCGGUCUAUUGCCCUCGAUGCCCGGGGUGCUCGCUUCACGUUAAAAGAAGAGAUGACCCCUGACGACGCUGCCACCAGCUAUUUCCUGGGUUAUGCUUGCGCGCAUACACUGCAGUGGAGGAUGUGUAAACGCUUCCUAGCCGAGACCAUGACAUUCUGCAGAGAGCUUACUACCCGCCGGCCAAGUGGUCUAUCUUCUCUAGAAGCCAGUAUGCCGGGUCUUGCAUUGGCGCCUAACACUUCGUCCGGUAAGCCUGUCGAUCACAUCAGGGAUCAAAUUGGUAAACGCAUCUUCUGGGUCAUGGUUGCUGGCGUUAGAUCCAUAACCCAAUUAGGAGUAUCCAUCAAUGAGAUACCAUUACCACCACCCACCUCACAAGAGCCUUACCCUGAGCAGCCCGUGGAAGUUGACGAUGAAUAUAUAUUUCCAGACCAGAUCCUCCCCCAGCCGGAGGGCACCAUCUCCUUAAUCACGGGAUUCAAUCGCAACAGUCGUGUAUACAUGACCAUGAAUGAACUAGUCGGCGUCGAUAUGUGCUAUGGGAUCAACUUCUUCGACUGGACUGCGCAAAAGAAUAUCCUUAGCAACGGGCUCGCGAGCGCGAAGCAGGCUGCCGAUGAUUUUCCCCCCGAGCUUCAGGUAAAGACAGAUAACCUCCAAAAACUUCAAAACCACACCAUGGGGCUCGACGAUUGGGACUUGGAAUACUAUCCACCUGCUAUUUCCGCCACGCAGCCUGCAAAUGACUUGCGUCGCAUACUCGCAGAGCAACCUAUGCGCCGACGGCACCUUCAAUGUGAGAUUCAGAAGGCAAAUAUACAAAUGUCACAGUUGGCCACGCGUUCGUACUUUGUGGAACGAUAUCUCAGCCUCCGUAAAGCACGCCGCGCGGAUCCUAAUUUCGCGGAGAGGGCGAAGACGGAGGAAAAGGACGACCGGGACGAGAUGAUGCAGAACGAGCGAGAACUAAUCGUUCAGAAUCUUAUUACUGUAUUAACGUCGAUCAGCCAACGUAACAUGGAGCCGAAUGGAUGCUCAAUUAUCAACAAGAUUCGUCAGGUCGCUAGCACGCUGCUAGAUAUUGAUGAAGAAGGCAAGGGGCUUGCCGUGGCUAAGGCGCAGGAGUAUCUCAACGGCUUCCUAGCCAUACUCAUGAAACUGGAGAAGAUGGGAGCUACGCCUCGUGCCGAGACAAUGACUCCGCAAGAUGAAGAAGAAGAAUUGCGGAACUGGUCUAGUCUGAAGGAAUAUCAGCAUCGUUUUACGUCGAGUGGAGGAUUUCUUGGGAAUGGCUACUAG